Molecule: messenger RNA, 246 nt
Organism: Ostertagia ostertagi
Lineage: Eukaryota; Metazoa; Nematoda; Chromadorea; Rhabditida; Trichostrongylidae
Source: the annotation of a GenBank genome assembly
AUGGAAUGCGAGGCGAUGAACAAUGAAAAUGCAUCAUAUGAGGCUUACACUAUAAAUGUUCAGCCAAGAUCUGCUCGCCACAGUCGUGAUUUUGCCCUCUCUUGUGAAGUUUGUUACUAUAAGAGUUUCUCAAACAAGACCACUCAGCUCGCGAAAGCUGACGAGCCACUGCUCGAUAACCGGCGCCAUCCGCAAGCGGAUUCACCAUUUCAAAUUUCUAAUGGAAAGAGAGCGAAGAUCUUCUAG